AUGAGCCAACAGUACGGUCGCUCGGACUACGGUCAUGGAGGACUCUCAUCGCCAGGGUUUCAAUCACCAGCUCCUGACUAUGCUACCCCACCGCCAGGACACUACCCAGACUAUGGCUUCAACUCGCCCCCAGGAUACGGUCAGCACAACGUAGGAGAGCAGUACCCGUCGGGUUGGAUCAGCCCUGGGCCCCAACAUGGCCAUAUGAGUAUGAUGAGCAAUGUCAGUGGGUUGUCGCAGCAACAGAUCGACCAAUCAAAGCAUGCACAGAUGAACGGGCAACCUGCCGUAGCAGAGUUGCACAGUCCACCGCUGGAGCAACAGUCUUUCUCGGCAGAAUUGGACGCAUCUGGGCGCAAUAAGCCAAAAUGA
Molecule: messenger RNA, 372 nt
Organism: Alternaria hordeiaustralica
Lineage: Eukaryota; Fungi; Ascomycota; Dothideomycetes; Pleosporales; Pleosporaceae
Exons: 2
Coding region: 1-372 (123 amino acids)
Source: RefSeq, a predicted model, not a curated record